AUGACUGAAGCAUCGGAUUGCAAAAAUUGGAAAUCUAUUAGACCUUGGCUUCCACCGAAUGGUUUAAGCAAUCGUUUCGAAUCUCAAUCUAACAAUGAUAAUAAUCCGAAUGAAGAAGAAGAAGGAAAAGAAGAUGAAAACGAUCCGAGAGGAAAAUCAAGGAUUCGAAGUAACUUGAACGUCAUCGAUGUUUCUUCUACUGCCAUCUCACUGGAUGUUUCUUAUCAACUUGAUGAUAUCUCUCUUCGAGCUCCUAUCUCUUUAGCUGUCAAGAUAAAUGGAAUUAUUUGGGAAAAGGUGGCUUAUGCUGAGAGUGAUGUGAUUGGAUCUGUUUUGGAAGAUACUCCACCGACUAGUCCAAGCUGCGAACAAUCUUCAUCUGAAUCCGAACUCAAAUGGUCAAGGGGUCAUCGGAACAUCACCUUGGUCAUACACGGUCUUGAACCUGGACUUGAAUACGAGGUCGAGCUAGAGCUAAUACCUUUAACACAAGAACAUCACAAACACGACUGUUUAUCAGGUUCAUCUGAUCUAGAAGAAACGUCGGAGGAGUCGGUCGAGCAUGAAGGACUCUUAUGUGGACGCUUGGAUCCUUCAAUCGAAAGCGGUCAAGAAAUCCAAAGUAUUUUCGAUUCCGAGACUAACCUUCAUGAACAACCAAAUAAAGGUGAAAGAACGAACGAUACGAAACCCGAACCGAUCAUAACUCAACUCGAUCCAGAUGGUCCACCUCCGCCUUAUACAUCCCAUGAUCCCGCCUCUCCCCGCGCCUCGCGUAGUCUUCAUGCAUCCCAUUCUUCCUUGGAUUAUAACCCUGAGUCAUCCCAACAACCACCUAGUCCACGAACCUCUUCAAGUAUUCAGCCAUCAACGCCAGUACGAACAAAUGGUAGAGACCGAGAAGGAAACAUACAAACAGUGGUAAAAACAUCUGAAAAUAAUUCAAAGCAUAAUGAAUUAAAAUUAGUUUCAUCAAUCAAUCAAAUGACAAAAGCAUUGAACAAAACUGUCAAAGAAAACUUGAAGUUGAGACAAAAGUUGGUAAAUGUUGAACAAUUUAUCAAGAGAUUAGAUGAAGAGAAUCUAGUCAAAUCAAAUAGAUUGGAAAGUUUAGAAAGAUUAGAGAAAAAAAGAAGACCAUCUACAGCUAAUGGACAACACAACAAUAAUAAUGGUAGUAGUGGUAAGAAAGAAAGUGGAGGAGACCCCAUGAAUAUCGAAGGAUUCACACCACUUUGGGUAUUAGAAAGACAAAUUGAAGUAGAUGAGAUCAAGAUAAUGGAAAAACAAAUUGAAUUAGAAGAAAGUGAAAAAAGACAAGCGAAAGAGUUGAUGGAAUUCAAAGAUAAAAAUCGAUCAUUAAAGAGAAAAGUAGAAGAAAGUUUUAAAAGGGUAAGCGAUUUGAAAGAUCGUAAACUUAAAGAAAUCGAUUUAGAACUUGAAGAGAUCAAAAAUGAAUUAGAAGAAGUCGAAAAGUUAUUGAAUGCAGAAUCUAAUGAAUCUAAUAAUACUAAUAAUAAGAAAUUUAUGGGAAAAAGUUCUUCUGGGAUGGUCAAGGGUCAUGGUGAUCCACAAUCACGACGUUCGAUGGGUAAAUGGAAUCACCAUGCUAAAAUGAAAUCAAAUGAAGAUUUACAAUUAAAUGUGAAUUCUAAAUCUGGUUCCAGUGGAGGCUCUACUUCUUCGCACAAACUUGCUCGAACAAGUUCUUUAAAUGAGAAAUCAAGAACAACGGAACGUGUUGUAGGUGGUGGAAGAAGAUCCAUGAAGGAACCUCAUCAAGUGAUAAAUAGAACUUGGGCUGAUAAAGUAGCUGGUCAUUGA
Molecule: messenger RNA, 1824 nt
Organism: Melampsora larici-populina 98AG31
Lineage: Eukaryota; Fungi; Basidiomycota; Pucciniomycetes; Pucciniales; Melampsoraceae
Exons: 3
Coding region: 1-1824 (607 amino acids)
Source: RefSeq, a predicted model, not a curated record